This is a messenger RNA of Rhodotorula graminis WP1, 1086 nucleotides long. RefSeq lists its product as uncharacterized. Gene Ontology annotation, biological process: proton motive force-driven ATP synthesis. The transcript has 6 exons. Gene Ontology annotation, molecular function: proton-transporting ATP synthase activity, rotational mechanism. Lineage: Eukaryota; Fungi; Basidiomycota; Microbotryomycetes; Sporidiobolales; Sporidiobolaceae. The record is from RefSeq and is a predicted model, not a curated record. Bases 29 to 937 code for a protein of 302 amino acids.
CAGCACUCCAGCGGCCCACACGUCCACCAUGUCGGCCCUCUUCUCGUCUGCCCGCACCGCCGCCCGCGUCGCCCCGAGCACCCGUGCUUUCUCCAGCACGCCUGCCCCCCAGGCCACCCUCCGCGAAAUCGAGGGCCGCAUCAAGUCGGUCGGCAACAUUGGCAAGAUCACCAAGUCGAUGAAGAUGGUUGCCGCCUCGCGUCUCGCUCGCGCCCAGCGCAUGAUGAACGAGGCCAAGGCCUACGGUGCCGCCAACAACGCCGUCUUUGAGCAGUCGGACGCGGCCAAGACCGAGGCCAAGGUCGAGAAGAUCCUCUACAUCGUCGCCUCGUCCGACCGUGGCCUGUGCGGCGGCAUCCACUCGUCGGUCGCCAAGGCGGCCCGCAAGGACAUCCUCUCGGGCGAGGGCGCCGGCAAGGAGAUCCGCGUUGUCGCGCUCGGCGAGAAGCCCAAGCAGCAGAUGUCGCGCGGCGACGGCGCCAAGGACAUCGAAAUGUCGUUCUCGCAGAUUGGCAAGUCGGUCCCGACCUUCAACGACGCCCUCGCCAUCGCCGACAAGAUCGAGGCCGAGAACUUUGAGUUUGACAAGGUCAAGGUCAUCUACAACAAGUUCCUGUCCGUCAUCUCGUACGAGGCCGUGUCGCUCGACAUUUACUCGAUGAAGGCGCUCCAGGGCUCGCCCGCGUUCGCCGCGUACGAGGUCGAGGGCGACGAGCUCGCGGGCGACCUGUCGUCGUUCGCGCUCGCCAACGCCAUCUAUGCCGGCCUCGUCGAGGGCUUUGCCGCCGAGAUCUCGGCCCGCCGCAACGCCAUGGAGAACGCGUCCAAGAACGCCGACGAGAUGUCGGCCAAGUACCAGAUGCAGUUCAACCGCAUGCGCCAGGCCGCCAUCACCAACGAGCUCGUCGACAUCAUCACCGGUGCCUCGGCGCUCUAAGCGUCUCGUGCCGUCGUCGCUGGGUAUAGAUCUGUAGUCUGUCGAGGAGCGAGGGAGGAGGGGCCGGGCGAAGAGGUCCGAUGGAGGAAGGGGAGGGGAGAUCGCGAAAAGCUGGCAGUUCCUUUCGAGCGUGCAUCUUGCGUGCAUCU